Molecule: messenger RNA, 2805 nt
Organism: Mugil cephalus (flathead mullet)
Lineage: Eukaryota; Metazoa; Chordata; Actinopteri; Mugiliformes; Mugilidae
Gene: cnn1b
Product: calponin 1, basic, smooth muscle, b
Exons: 7
Coding region: 257-1153 (298 amino acids)
Biological process (GO): actomyosin structure organization
Molecular function (GO): actin binding
Source: RefSeq, a predicted model, not a curated record
UGUCGGAAAGUCGUAUCAAAGCGUCCUCUGAGCACGAGCGCGACGAGCAGUGUUACCACGAGAGAGAGAGUGAAAACAGAAACCCACGGAAUUUUUAUCUUUAUUUUUUAUUUAUUUAUUUUGUUGUUGUUGUUGUUGUUGUUGUUGAGGAGUGAGUUGAGUUUUUUCUUUCCUCCUGCCCUCGGACAGAGAGCUGAAACCUGCUUCUCCAUUUUUAAAGCUCUCCUCACUGUAAAUAGACAGAAACAGAAACAGAAUGACAACACAUUUCAGGAGCGGCCCAGCCUUCGGACUUUCUGCCGAGGUUAAGAGCAAGCUGGCAGGGAAGUAUGACCCACAAAAGGAAGAAGAGCUGAGGCUGUGGAUUCAGGAUGUGACCGGCAAAAAGAUUGGGGACAACUUUAUGGAGAGUCUGAAGGAUGGAGUCCUGUUGUGCGAACUCAUUAAUGUUCUCCAGCCAGGUUCUGUGAAAAAGAUCAACAACUCCCCUCAAAACUGGCCCCAGCUGGAAAACAUAGGUAAUUUCGUCCGUGCCAUCACAGACUACGGCCUGAAGCCACAUGACAUCUUUGAGGCCAAUGAUCUAUUUGAGAAUGUCAACCACACUCAGGUCCAGUCCACACUCAUCGCUCUGGCUGGAGUGGCCAAGUCCAAAGGUUUCCGCUCCAAGUACGAUAUAGGAGUGAAGUAUGCCGAGAAACAGCAGCGACACUUUGCUCCUGAGAAGCUCAGGGAGGGACGCAACAUCAUAGGCCUGCAGAUGGGCACCAACAAGCUGGCCAGUCAAAAGGGUAUGACCUCCUAUGGGACACGACGCCAUCUUUAUGAUGCCAAGAUAGGCAUGGAAAACCCCGUGGACCAAUCUACCAUCAGCCUACAGAUGGGCACCAACAAGGGAGCUAGCCAGUCUGGCAUGACAGCUCCGGGAACUAGGAGGCACAUCUUCGACAAGAAGCUGGAGCUGGAGAACUGUGACACCUCGACCAUCUCCCUGCAGAUGGGCACCAACAAAGUGGCCUCCCAACAGGGGAUGACCACCUACGGCCUGCCCCGCCAGGUCUACGACAACAAGUACUGCAUCAACCCCACCGACGCCUACUACAACAACGGGAGCGAGGUCGUGUACGACGGCUACAACCAGUAUUCUGACUAAAGGAAACCACGGGACAGCCUCACCCCUCGCCCGCCCCGUCCUCCUCCUCCUCCUCCUCCUCCUCCUCCUUCUUUGCUUUAACUUCAGACGACCAACCGCGACUGUCUUUGUGACGAGCAACAACUUCCCAGACUGUUAUUUAACACUGAUUGACGUCAUCGUCGUCUUCGUUCCCCCAAUUAUUAUUUUUUUUCUAAACAUGUUUUUAUCCUUAGGAAUUUACUGUUUGCCUUUCCAUGAGUAAAAGAAGACAAGUGUUUACACUGACCUUACGUCAAAGAGUUUUACGCCAACUUCUGUCGCUCUGGUUAAUAUUAUUACCGCUUAAAACACACACGCGUCACUCAAAGGUUGAGAUUUAUUAACCUACGCUAUUUAUAGAUUUUUUUUUUUUUUUUUUAACGGCUUUUUAUACUUUGCAUUUGUAAUUAGAGAUUUCUGACCACGUUCACACCCUCGCGCCUCACGUCUGUUCCCCUCCCAUCCAGUUUGAACACUGAUGAAGCCGAAUUGAAGUUUAAAGUUCCUUGACAGGAAACAAGUGACCGUGUUGGUGCUAUAGAACAUUGACCCAGUCGAGAGUUCACGUCCGCGUCGGAGGGAUUCCUCUCCUUGGGACGACGUUGAAGCUCCACGGACCAGAGACUGAUCUGGACGCACGACGCAGGAGGACUUGUAGCUUUUUUUGCGCGGACAUUGCUUUUGUUUCAUGAGCACCUGCGCUGACAAAUAGUCAUGUUGCCAAGCCUGCAGAGUUGUGCACUAUGCAAUUUUUACAGGGCUAAUAUACAUGUCUUUUGUUUUUUUUUUUGUUUUUUUGAGAAAGUAUUCUGAAAAAGGUUGUGAGAGACAUAGUCCUCUGUUAUUUUUUUUUUUUUAAUAUAAAGGAGUAAGUGUAUGUGCGUUGGUAUCCAGUUUGAAGUUUGGUAGUCACCAGUAGUUCUUGGGCUGCAUGUGAGUCCUAAUUUCCUUUUCCAACCAUCUACUUUUCUUAGGCCUUAGGAUACUUUCAGCUUUAGGGUUGUUCUAUUGCUCUAUUUGCACUUUACCUGGCCUCACCCUGUGUGCAGUGGUGGAAUGUACAUUUACUCAAAUACUUUCAUCCCUACAAACUUUAGGCUCUUAGACUUCAGUAUUUUCAGUUGAAGCCCUUGUAAACUUGUACUUCUGGUAUUCUGGUGGUAACUUACAACACAAAGUCAGAGCUUUCAGACACUAGCUAAUGUGAAUCAUGGCGAAUCAUUUCUGCAUCAUACUGAGAACCCACCGAAUUUCUUGAAUGUAAUGUUGUCGUACGGUCAGAGCUGCCAUGUUAGGUAGUAGUUUUAUAUAUAUACAGUUUCAGAUUGGCUUUGUAUUCUGAAUUGUGCUGCAUCACACUCCCGCAGCCACGAUUUAGGACUUGUAGAAGUGUGCCAUCUAGUGUUGUAAGACGUUUCAUAGCAAGAGGGAAAAGUUCGUUUACUGUAUUUAAAUUAACGCCAUCUCUAAACUGUAUUAAAUCAAUGUAGAUUCUUCCUUUUUUCUUUUUUUAACAGCGCAUUAAUUUAUCUUCACUGAUCCCCUCGGAACAACCAGAAUAGUGUUGAGUAAAUGUAACGAACAUUUCACCAUAUUGGCUUUUUUUUUUUUUUUUUUUUUUUUUUUAAAUA